Punica granatum (pomegranate) is the source of this 2457-nucleotide messenger RNA. NCBI's taxonomy places the organism in Eukaryota, Viridiplantae, Streptophyta, Magnoliopsida, Myrtales, Lythraceae. The record is from RefSeq and is a predicted model, not a curated record.
CGAGAUUAUUGCUAGCAGCUUCUUCUUCUCCUUCCUCAGAAUCGCUCCGAAUCGUGGCUCCGGAGCACCUCCUCUCCGCCUCCGGUUAAGCCGCCGCCGCCCCUUCUUAUCGAACCGCCUUCCAAGUCUUCCCUUUCGUCUAUGUGCGGAGUGAGUGCUAGGCUCUGAAACCGGAGGUCAGAGUUAGUCUCCCGCACCUCAUCCAUGGCGUCUCCUUCGGCUAAUCUAUGGGUGCUGCUGGGACUAGGCAUCGCUGGGAUUCUGCUGGUGACGAGGAAGCUGAAGAAGGCCGUGAGGGAAGACUUCGGCGCCUUCGUGCAGAGGCUUCAGCUUCUUCCGCCUCCUCAGCCACCUCCCCCUAAGGCUCCUCAUCCUCUCACCGGACUUACCUUCGCCGUCUCCGACGUGUUCGAUAUUGAAGGAUAUGUGACUGGUUUUGGCCAUCCUGACUGGGCGAGGACACAUGAAGCAGCUUCUCGGACUUCACCUGUUGUUGCGGGACUUGUUGAAGGUGGUGCGACUUGUGUAGGGAAAACCGUUGUCGAUGAGAUGGCUUAUAGCAUAAAUGGAGAAAAUAAGCAUUAUGGAACACCCACAAAUCCUGCAGCUCCUGCACGUGUACCAGGCGGAUCCUCCAGUGGAGCUGCUGUAGCUGUAUCUGCUGAUCUUGUUGACUUUUCCUUGGGUGUUGAUACUAUCGGUGGUGUGAGAGUGCCUUCUGCCUUUUGUGGUAUUCUGGGAUUCCGAUCCUCGCAUGGAUUGGUUGCAAAUGCAGGGUUUAUACCUGUCUCCCCGAGCCUGGACACUGUUGGAUGGUUUGCUAAGGAUCCUAAUAUUUUACGCCGUGUUGGCCACAUAUUGUUGCAAGUUCCAUUUGCAGUUCAACGUACACCUAGGCAUAUGAUACUUGCCGAUGAUUGUUUUCAACUUCUAAAGAUACCCACUGAUAGGGUUUCUCAGGUGGUAAUCAAGGCAACGGAGAAGCUUUUCGGAAGACAACUUUUGAAACAUGAAAAUCUUGAGGAGUAUUUCAAUUCUAAUGUUCCAAGCUUGAAGACAUUCAAUGGCUGGAAAAGCAAUGGUGGAUCAAAAUAUUCAUCCUUGAGGAAGCUUGCAGAUGUUACCCUGUUUCUGCAAAGGUGUGAAUUUAAACAAAAUCAUGAAGCAUGGAUUGAUGCAGAAAAGCCUGCUCUCGAUCCUCUUAUCCAAACACAGCUACAUGAUGUGCUAGAGAAAAUGGAUACAGAUACAGAGAACUGCAAGUUGAUCAGAAAUGAAAUGCGCUCUGCUGUGAACUCUCUUUUAAAGGAUGAUGGAAUUUUGGUCAUUCCUACUGUUGCUGAUCCUCCUCCAAAACCCGGUGGGAGGGAACUCCAUUCUGAGGAAUACCAAAACCGUGCUUCUAGUUUGUUGAGUAUUGCUAGUAUUUCAGGCUGCUGUCAGGUUUCUGUACCCUUAGGUGUUCGUGAUAAGUGCCCUAUCUCAGUAUCCUUCAUAGCGAGAGGUGGGGGUGAUCGCUUUUUGCUCGAUAUGGUUUCUACCAUGUAUACUGCUUUACAGGAAGAGGCUGAUGUUGCUAGCAAGAGCAAGUUUACAAAAAAUGCCCCCUCGCAAGAGAGCUAUGCUGAAAUUGCUAAAGAAAAGGGUAAUCAAGCAUUUAAAGAUAAACAGUGGCAGAAGGCUAUUGGCUUCUAUACAGAGGCAAUCAAAUUGAGCAGCAGUAAUGCUACCUACUACAACAAUAGGGCAGCAGCAUAUCUCGAGCUGGGAAGUUUUCUCCAAGCUGAGGCAGAUUGCACUAAGGCGAUAAAUCUCGAUAAAAAGAACGUGAAGGCCUACUUGCGAAGAGGAACCGCUAGAGAGAUGCUGGGCUAUUAUAAGGAGGCCAUUGAAGACUUCAGCUAUGCACUCGUUCUCGAGCCGAACAACAAGAGAGCAGCCCUAUCUGCCGAUAGAUUGAGGAAGCUGUUCCAGUAGCGCGUGGCUUCUAUGCACAAUCUCUCUCAUCUUUCCGUCCCUUGGUUAUUUAUUGGUGGCCUCAAGGAAACACCAACCGGAACCAAUGAAUCACCCAAGCGGUCUCCUCUCCUCUAGCACAGGCACAUGUACCAGCAAACCAGGGAACCGUUGUUGAGAGGCCAGCAGCACUGCCUCAUCCCCUUUUUCGGCAAAUACGGAUGUUUUAUCCAGUUUUGUGCUUCUCGUGCAGACUUCUCAUUGUUUUUUUUUUUUGGUAAUAGUAGCUCUUCGAGAUGACGGGAUCUGACUCCCUGAUUACACAGCAGUUUUGUCAUUUAUAUGGCAUUGGCGGUAAAAUUUUACUUUGGCUCUGAUGUUAUACUCCGAGUCGGGAUGCACAUCGGGAUAUGAAUAGAUGGUCUCACAUUCGACCACAAAGCUAAAAACAGGUUGUGAGGUGAAUAACAUGCAUCUCCAUAUUCAGCUUUUUUGGUUUAA